Neltuma alba is the source of this 1662-nucleotide messenger RNA. RefSeq names its product BTB/POZ domain-containing protein At5g17580-like. Lineage: Eukaryota; Viridiplantae; Streptophyta; Magnoliopsida; Fabales; Fabaceae. Gene Ontology annotation, molecular function: protein binding. The record is from RefSeq and is a predicted model, not a curated record. The transcript has 4 exons. The coding region runs from base 1 to 1662 and encodes 553 amino acids.
AUGUCCAACAAAGAAAAGAAUAAUAUCUCAUCAAGGUUCUCCAACCCUACAUCAUUAUCAAAUCUUGAGGUCCAAGAAGUUUUAGCUGCAAAAUCAACCAAAGUAGCUGCAUUACUUGAAAAGAAAAGUUCAAAAGAUGAAAUCUUUACAUUCCUUAGAAGCAUUCCUGCAAAACCAGAAACAUUUGAGCUUGUUGUGAAAUUCUGCUAUGGAUUUGAACUUCAGAUUACCACUGUCAACGUUGUACCACUUGCCUGCCUGGCAUGUUAUUUAGAAAUGAGUGAAAGUCGCUGCAAAAAUAAUCUCAUAGGAAGAGUCAUAGCCUUCUUUCAACAGACAGUCCUUCCUAGCUGGAAGGAAACCAUCAAGGCCUUACGUUGCAUCACUGAACAUCUUCACCAAGCAAAGGAAAUCGGCUUGUUCGAUGUUUGCCUCGAUUCCAUCGUCGAAAAGGUUCAGAAAAAUCCUUGCCUUCUAGGCGAACCGAUGAAGAGAAGUGACGGCGGUGUUGGUGAUGGUGGUGAUGAUAAUAAAAACAAUAAUGCUUGGCCUAAUGCCAGGAGAAAGCUCUUUGUUAUUGAUUGUGAUCAAGAGGACUUAACUACACUUCCUGUGCAAAUUUAUGAGCCAAUUGUCCAUGUCAUGAAUCUUCAAGGAAUCGCGCCAGAAUAUGUCGCUGCAUCAGUAUGCAAGUACACGGAAAAAUGGGUUUUUUCCUGCCUUGUUGCUUCAGGAGGAGAUCAGAAAAUGUCAGCUUACAAGAGGAACUCCAUAAGGGAAAUCAUUGAGGCAAUAGAGAGGCUUUUGCCAAAUGAAAAAGGGCUUAUUCCUUGCUCACUCUUGUUUGAUUUGCUGCGUUCCUCGAUCCUUCUAGGGUCAAGCUUGGAUUGUGUCACUGGGUUUGAGACAAGAAUAGGAAAACAGUUAGAGCAAGCUUCACUAAAUGACCUGUUCAUACCUUCGCAGUGCAUUAAUGUUGACUGUUUGAAAAGAAUCUUGAAAAGUUUCUACAGGAACUUCAAUGGAUCAUCAGACCCUAUGGGUUUCCUAAAAGUAGCAGAACUUGUUGAAGAGUAUUUGGGAGAAGUAGCAAGUAGUGACACAGAUUUGGGAAUAGAUGAGUUCAUUUCACUUGCAGAAUUGGCAGUUGCAGCAUCUUUAGGAUCACAAAAGCCUUCUGAUGGAAUUUACAGGGCUAUUGACAUAUACUUGGAGAAACACAAGAGUUUGACAGAAGCAGAGAAAGAACAAGUAUGCCAAGUCUUGGAUUGCCAAAAGAUGUCACAAGAAGCUCUGCAACACGCAGCGCAAAACUCGAGGCUGCCGUUGAGGAUGGUGGUGCAAAUACUGUUUGUGGGGCAGUUACAUCUGAGGGAUCAAAUAGCUUCAGAGGUACAGGAAAAGAUAGAGCAUCAGAAGGCAAAAGAAGAUCACCAGGAAGAUGAAGAAAUGCAAAUGAUGAACAUGAAGGUAAGUGAACUGGAAAGAGAAAGCCUUUUGAUGAAAAAAGAGAUUGAGAAGUGCCAUAGAAACAACAGUACUACUGUGAAGAAGGAAAGUGUCAGUGUGUGGACGAAGAUGAAGAGGAAGUUUGGAUGCAUUAGUAGUAGUGCCACACAUGAAGGGUAUUCCCGGGUAAAUAAAAAGAAGCUUCCUCCGUAA